This is a messenger RNA of Suricata suricatta (meerkat), 992 nucleotides long. It is a transcript of the gene NPBWR1, whose product is annotated as neuropeptides B and W receptor 1. Gene Ontology annotation, molecular function: neuropeptide receptor activity; neuropeptide binding. The record is from RefSeq and is a predicted model, not a curated record. Gene Ontology annotation, biological process: neuropeptide signaling pathway. The transcript has a single exon. Gene Ontology annotation, cellular component: membrane; neuron projection. Bases 1 to 990 code for a protein of 329 amino acids. Lineage: Eukaryota; Metazoa; Chordata; Mammalia; Carnivora; Herpestidae.
AUGCUCAACGAGUCCUUCUUGGAGCUGGGGACGGCCAACGCGUCGUGCCCGGGGCCCGCGCUGGGCUGCCCCAACGCGUCCGGCCUGCCGCCGCCGCUGCCGCCGCCGCUGGCCGUGGCGGUGCCCGUCGUCUACGCGGUGAUCUGCGCGGUGGGGCUGGCCGGCAACUCCGCAGUGCUGUACGUCCUGCUGCGGGCGCCCCGAAUGAAGACCGUCACCAACCUGUUUAUCCUCAACCUGGCCAUCGCCGACGAGCUCUUCACGCUCGUGCUGCCCAUCAACAUCGCCGAUUUCCUGCUGCAGCGGUGGCCCUUCGGGGAGCUCAUGUGUAAGCUCAUCGUGGCCAUCGACCAGUACAACACGUUCUCCAGCCUCUACUUCCUCACGGUCAUGAGCGCCGACCGCUACCUGGUGGUGCUGGCCACGGCCGAGUCGCGCCGGGUGGCCGGGCGCACGUACCGCGCGGCGCGCGCCGUGAGCCUGGCCGUGUGGGGGCUCGUGACGCUGGUCGUGCUGCCCUUCGCCGUCUUCGCCCGGCUCGACGACGAGCAGGGCCGGCGCCAGUGCGUGCUGGUCUUCCCGCAGCCCGAGGCCUUCUGGUGGCGGGCGAGCCGCCUCUACACGCUGGUGCUCGGCUUUGCCAUCCCCGUGUCCACCAUCUGCGUCCUCUACGGCAUCCUGCUGUGCAGGCUGCGCGCCAUGCGGCUGGACAGCCACGCCAAGGCUCUGGACCGCGCGAAGAAGCGGGUGACUCUCUUGGUGGUGGUGAUCCUGGCCGUGUGCCUCCUCUGCUGGACGCCCUACCACCUGAGCACCGUGGUGGCGCUCACCACCGACCUCCCGCAGACGCCGCUGGUCAUCGCGGUCUCCUACUUCAUCACCAGCCUGAGCUACGCCAACAGCUGCCUCAACCCCUUCCUCUACGCCUUCCUGGACGACAGCUUCCGCAGGAGCCUCCGCCAGCUGCUGGCCUGCCGCGCUGCCGCCUGACC